Micropterus salmoides (largemouth bass) is the source of this 5165-nucleotide messenger RNA. RefSeq names its product phosphatidylinositol 4,5-bisphosphate 3-kinase catalytic subunit gamma isoform. NCBI's taxonomy places the organism in Eukaryota, Metazoa, Chordata, Actinopteri, Centrarchiformes, Centrarchidae. The coding region runs from base 155 to 3547 and encodes 1130 amino acids. Gene Ontology annotation, biological process: phosphatidylinositol 3-kinase/protein kinase B signal transduction; phosphatidylinositol-3-phosphate biosynthetic process; cell migration. The transcript is spliced from 13 exons. Gene Ontology annotation, cellular component: plasma membrane; phosphatidylinositol 3-kinase complex, class IB; cytoplasm. Gene Ontology annotation, molecular function: 1-phosphatidylinositol-3-kinase activity; 1-phosphatidylinositol-4-phosphate 3-kinase activity. The record is from RefSeq and is a predicted model, not a curated record.
UGUGUUUAUCUCUACUCUGGUUUUUGAGAACUGUGUUAUAAAAGAAUGAGGAAGUCCCAGAGCGAUCACAAAAAAGGGAACAUAGUCUCGUCAAACAGGUACUCACCCUGACUCCACCUUAGGAUCUCAACAAAGCAGCACCUGUUGUGUAUCGAUGGAUCCUCCUUUGCUCCUGAAUCGGACUGUCAGUUCACAUACUGUGGACUGUCCUCCUGAGAUGCUGUUUCAAAGCUGCUCUGACAACAACCUGAAGUUUAUCUGUGAGUUUAAGCCUGGACCUGGUCUACCAGAGGUGUCUGGUGAUGAGGAUUACAAUAUCAAUAUGGAUUGCAAGUCAGUGUCAGUAAUCCUCCCUGCACAGUGCAGCGUCUACCAGCUGCGGCUACGCAUCUGCAUACAGGCGCAGGAACAAAACUGCCACCCAGACCCACUUGCAAUGCUGGACCCAGAGAAAUACACUCUGCUAUAUUUCAGGGGGAAAGACUGGUUUGAGGCCUAUGAUGACUGUCAAGUAAUCAGGACGUUAGACAUUCCUUGGUCAUGUGACGACACUGGGCGUCUAUUAGCCCACAUAGUGGUACAACCACUGGUGGCAGUAGAUUCUGAGGAGAUAAAGAAUCAACAGCAGUGUCUUGCUUACCUGAUCGGACACAACCUUGAGAAAGAAGCGUCUGACAGACUUGGUGAGCUCACAUUCACCCGCAGGAAACUGGCAUCUCCAAGAAGACAAGAGCUAAGGAAUCGGGAUAACAUGUUAUAUGCCACAGAGCCUUGGAUAACAUGUGCCCCUAUUCCAAAUGACCUACAAGACCAGCUAAACAGAAAGCUUACUGUCACCAUGCAUUUCAUGAGCAAGAUCAGCUUCAGCAUACAGGUUGAUUUUACUACGAUGCCAAAUGUUCUUCUGAAAGUCUUUAGAAGAGUGAUGUCAGACCAGUGUCUUGAUUAUGACACUUCUGAAAGUCUGGUAUUGAAAGUCUCUGGAAGGGAGGAGUUUUUAUCUGGAGACUACCCGCUCAGUGCUUUCCUCUGGGUUAGACAGUGCUUGAAAACCAAUCAAGACCUCCACCUCUCCGUGAUCCCUGUGUCACAGCUUGCGGAUGAGACUGUCAAGUUUGUGGAAUUGCCACUUGUUGAUGGUUCCAGUGGCCAGUUCAGCUCCCACGAUGAUCUCCGCCUUGAAGGAAAGGAUUUGGAUGACAUCUUCAUGAUUUCCUUGUUGGACUGCAACAGAAGACUCAGAGUCAAACUGCUUGGCUUUGACAUCCCAACACUUCCAAACAAAUGCCCUCAGUCUGUUUAUGUAAAGGCCUCAAUACUUUACGGUAACAAGGUUCUCUCUUCAGUGUCCUCCACUCCUAAGGCCUUCGCAGAUGAAGUACUGUGGAAUGAGUGGCUGGACUUUGAUGUGCUCCUCAGGGAUCUGCCACGUGGAGCCAAGCUGGGUUUCACAAUUAACACAAGUGGUGGUGACAUCUCUCCAGCAACCAAAGACUCAACACCCUCAGUAACUAAAGAAUCAAAGCCACCAACAUCUUCAAUCAAAGUAGCACCAGACCUCCAGAAAGGGAAGGGAAAGGUUCUCUACUUUGUCAAUCUUCUCCUCAUAGAUCACAGGUCCAUCCUUAGCCAGGGUCCCUACACCCUGCACAUGUGGCCCUACCCUGAUCUGGAGGAAGAGGCCAUCACCUACCAGGCAGACAAGCUAUCCUCUGCUACUAACCCAGACAUAGCUGACUCCAUGGCGAUCAGCUUCUUUCUAGACCGCUACAGCUUCCCUGUGGUUCUCCCAAAUAGCUUUAGACCCUCUGAUCUAUCCAACAGUCCCACCUCCAGCCUCACCCAGACCAAAUCUACUGCUUCCUCUUAUGCACUCUCCUCCUCGCCCUCCUCGCCCUCCUCACCCCCUUCCACCUUAUCCAGCACAGAUAAUCCUGAUCUCCUGGACUCAAAGACAGACACUGUAACUCUCAGAUCAUCUCCAAACAGCAGCUCCAAGAGGGCUGGCUUCACAAGGUUUCGGGAAGAGAGCAUCCAAUACGCCUCAAAUCUCCCCCAUUAUCUGCGAAAAGUUGAUUGGAUGAACCGCAGAGCGGUUGAGGAUGUCCACUGGCUACUGGGAAGCUGGGAUCCUGGGGAGCUGGAUGUAACAGUGGCCCUGGAGCUGUUAAGCAUGGACUUUGCUGAUGAGACAGUCAGGAGACUAGCCGUCCAGAGAUUGGAGAGCCUGUCCAAUGAUGAUGUAUUGAAGUAUUUACUGCAGCUGGUGCAGACCCUCAAAGUGGAACCUUACCAUGACAGUUUCCUCGCUCUGUACCUCAUCCGAAGAGCUCUGCGGAGCAAGAGAAUUGGCCACUUCUUCUUCUGGUAUGUCCGCAGUGAGGUGGCAGGGUGCCCGUACUUCCGCCAGCGCAUGGCUGUGAUUCUGGAGGCCUACCUGCUUGGAUGUGGUCAAGCCAUGCUUGACAACUUUACCCAGCAGGUCCAGGCUGUUGAGGCCCUAAAGGAGGUUUCUAUAGUGAUUAAAAACCUCUACAAGAACGACCUUCCUCCAACAGCUCCCCUCAAGCUUCAAGAGCUUCUUAGAGACUGUUAUCUGCCAAAUGAAUUCUUGCUGCCCUUUGACCCUCGCAUCAAAGUUGGACGGAUCCUGCUGGACAAAUGCAAGGUGAUGGCCUCCAAGAAGAAGCCACUGUGGCUGGAGUUCUGCCCUAUGCCGUCGCCCACUUCUGCUACACCUGUUGGAAUAAUCUUCAAAGAGGGGGACGACCUCAGGCAGGACAUGCUGAUCAUCCAGACCCUGGUGGUGAUGGAGUCUAUCUGGCAGGAGAAAUCUCUGGAUCUGAAUCUUAUUCCAUAUGGCUGCAUCUCUACAGGAUACAACAUAGGUAUGAUUGAGAUUGUGAGGAAUGCAGUGACCAUCGCUGCAGUCCAGAAGAGCCAUGGAGGAACAACUAGUGCUUUCAGAAAUGAUGCUCUGUUUGAGUGGCUGAAGUCAAAAUGUCCACUGCAGGAAAUUCAUUACAAGACUACGGAGAGAUUUGUGAAGUCCUGUGCUGGUUACUGUGUGGCCACCUAUGUAUUGGGAAUAGGUGAUCGACACAAUGACAACAUUAUGAUCACAGACCAAGGGAACCUGUUUCACAUCGACUUUGGUCACAUUCUGGGGAACAGAAAGCAUUUCCUCGGCGUGAGCAGGGAGCGUGUGCCAUUCGUCCUCACACCUGACUUCCUGUUUGUCAUGGGCAGGAUCCAAAGGGGCAACAGCCUCUAUUUUGAGCGAUUCAGGGACACAUGCGCCGAAGCAUACCUCUCCCUGCGUUCGCACUCUCGUCUCCUGAUCACUCUUUUCUCCCUCAUGCUGCUGACGGGUAUCCCGGAGCUGAGUGCUGCAGAGGACAUGCGCUACCUGCGGGAGGCGCUUCAGGAGGAGCAGAGUGAGGCAGAGGCCAAGGAGCAUUUCCUCCAGCAAAUCUAUGAGUGUGAGAAAAAGGGCUGGACCGUGCAGGCCAACUGGUGGAUCCACAUGGUGGCAGGCAUCAAGUAGACUGGUUAUUUUAAACGUUAAGGCAUGCUCCUUCAGGUGGUGAAAUGUUCAUGUCUAUAUGUCAAAUGGAUUUUUUUAGUUUUCAUUGUUUACUUUUAUGUAUUAUUAUUAUUAUGUCCCAGGUCCCCUACCUCAUUUAAAGAAGUCAUAUUCUGCUUUUUUGCUUUCCCUUUCCCUUAUUGUGUUAUAUAUCUUUUUUGUGUAUGUAAUAGGUUUGCAAAGUGAAAAAGCCCAAAGUCAUCUCCCACAGAAAACCCUGAACUGCCUGAAAACAGCUCGAUCGCAGUUCAGCUUUUCAUUUUGUAACCUAACUUUGUCACUUUGUAACAUAAUGCUCCUCAAAAACACUAGUGAAGAAACACAGUUACAAGACGUCCACCCGCUGCCUCCCCUCACCCCCACCCUUCAUACCAAACGUUAGAUACUAGUGCGCAGUUAAAACGUUACUAUGAAAGAUACAUUUGUUACAGAUUAAUAACUUACCUCUCUGAAACGUCUUGCUCCAGUCUAGCUUGCAAAGCUGUUUCGGAUCAUGCACAGCUGAACCAAAGCCAUAGUUAUCACGCUACCUUGCUUAUCAGGACCCGCUCUACUCUGCUUCUGAUUGACUAGUAAUUCUUAACUAUAUACUGUGCAUGUGCUUCACUCCGUAUUCAACACACAGGGUGAAAAGGAGGUGCUUUUAGCAAUGACCAACUAAUUAAUUAAUUUCUAAAUGAAUAUAAAGGCGGUGGUUUCAGUGCAUUUUUACUACAGGUGAUCAGUGUCGAGCUGGUAGCAGGUAGAGUUUGAAAACGAACAAAUUUACAAAAUCUUCAGAUAUUUUUCUAUAUCUUUUCAUGUAUGAAAAUUAUAAUCAGUCUACUUGAUUACUAUAAGCAAAGUAUUUUAACAGCAUUUAUAUAGGAAUGAUUCUGUCCCAAGCUUUUUGAUCCAUCCCUGUAACCGUUAUUAAGUGAUUUCACUGGUAGAUACAUGAGAUACUUUAGGCUAUAAUGAGGCUGCAGUGAUUGCCAUGGCAACAUCAUGAAACUACUUUGCAUCAGGGGGAGGUAGGGAACUUGAUCACUGCAUGCUUUUUUCCUAUGUUAGAAGGUAUAAUCUAAUUUAUGACCUAAAACUUACAUUCGUAAUGUAUGAAGUGGUUUACAAGGUCAAAGGGACACCCCACCAUUUUUAUACAUCAAGCCAUUUUAAUUAACCCUAAAGAUGUGUGAUGAUGUCAGGGUUAUCUCGCCUUAGAUGACAAAUUACAACAAAAAGUCUGUUACAAAUUGUGUGAUGUUGGAAAGAUGUGGGCAUUUACCAGGCAGGGAUGAUCAAAUGAAAAGAUUGUUGCAUUGUGGCAAAUAUAGGAUCCAGUGGUUUUGGAGCUUGUCCCAUACUAGGCACUAAAAGUCAUGAUAUCUCAACCUCUUCUGCUUUUAUUUUGACCAUUCAGUAUCUCACUAGUACUCCAACUAUGGAAGUACAAUACUAAAUCACUGGAAGAUACUUUUAUUUGUGUGUUUGCAGAGCAUGCAAGUCUCCUAGUAAAAGGUGAAAGAAUCUCACCUCACUUAUGUUCAUAUACUCAGGUUUGAAAUAAAAACAAAAUGAAUAAAAACAUUUGUCAUGA